This is a messenger RNA of Biomphalaria glabrata, 2788 nucleotides long. RefSeq names its product pirin-like. Gene Ontology annotation, molecular function: quercetin 2,3-dioxygenase activity. Gene Ontology annotation, cellular component: nucleus. NCBI's taxonomy places the organism in Eukaryota, Metazoa, Mollusca, Gastropoda, Planorbidae. The transcript has 9 exons. Gene Ontology annotation, biological process: monocyte differentiation. The coding region runs from base 259 to 1119 and encodes 286 amino acids. The record is from RefSeq and is a predicted model, not a curated record.
AUCUCUAUAGACAUAGAACAAUAGACUCUAUACUAUUAUCUAUAGACUAGUCACUAGUAUAGAUAAAAUUAGAAUUAAUUAGAUGAAGAUCUAGAUGUAGAUCUAGUAAUAGUAUUCAGUAUUAGUAUAGGCAUAGGGUUAUUUCCGCACUAAAUUUACGAAAACUAAUCUAUUCUGUCUCAAUCAGACUCAGACAUUUUUUUUUAUAGUAUUUAUAUUUAUAGGUCUUGUACUAUAAUAUAAUUAAGAUAUCAGAUAAUGUCUCGAACUGUUAACCUAAUAGUUGAAAGUGGUGACCAUGAAGAUGGUGCAGGAGCUAAAGUACGAAGUGGCUUUGGAUAUGGAGAGUUACGCAACUUAGACCCAUUCCUCAUGAUUGGUGAAUUUAUCUGUAAAGAUCCAGAAGGAUUUCCUGACCAUCCUCAUCGGGGUUUUGAAACUGUAACAUACAUGUUGGAAGGAGAAAAUUUUCACAGAGAUUUUAUGGGGCAUAAAGGAACACUCAGACCUGGGGAUGUUCAGUGGAUGACUGCUGGUCGAGGCAUUGUUCACUGUGAGAUGCCUGGCAAGGAUUUAGCCUGGGGACUACAACUCUGGGUCAACCUCAGAAAAUCUGACAAAAUGACUGCCCCUGCCUAUCAGGAGCUAGAAGAUAAAGAUAUUCCUAAGGGAGAGAAGAAUGGUGUCAAAGUUAAGGUCAUUGCUGGAGAAGCUUUUGGAGUAAAAUCUCGAGUCUACACUAGAACACCAACAUACUACUUAGACUUCAAAAUGUCUCCUGGGUCCCAAUUAGAUCAGCCUGUACCUAAAGGCUGGAACACAUUCAUUUAUACUUUGUCUGGAGAAGCUUGGUUUGGUCCAGAGACCGAAAGCAAAUUAUGUAAGGCUCAUCAUACCAUUACUUUUAAUACUGAUGGGGAUUCUAUUCAUGUACAUAACAAGAGUGAGGAGCCAUGUCAUUUUGUGAUGCUCUCUGGAGAGCCAAUCAAAGAGCCAGUUGUUCAACAUGGUCCAUUUGUGAUGACAGCACAGGAAGAAAUUAAACAAGCGUUUAGUGAUUACAGGAACUGCAAGAAUGGAUUUGAGAACGCAGCCACCUGGAAGUCUGAAUAUGUUUAAUAAUUAUUUGAUUAUUUCUCAUCAUUUCAUUGUUGUUGUUUUUUUUUUGUUUUUUUGUGUGAAAUGGCAGAUAAACAUUAGAACAUUCACGAACAUUCAAAAUUAACUCUUGAAUUUCAUGCCAUUUGAAGGAAAAUGUUAAUAUCCAAAAGAGUAGUAAUAUUUAUAAAAUUUUAAAAUUCUUCAAAUCUAGAGGUUCUUGCCUACUUACCAUAACACAUUGAAGAGUUAGAUGUCCAAAGGUGUCCUUAUUUAUCUCAGAAUGUAUAAUAAAAUCAAGUGACAACUAAGCUAGCUUGUUUCACUGAGACUAUUUGUUUUAAUUUUCAGAUAAUGCUGCAAAAUUUUUCCACUCCCGAAUUUAUUUCUGCAGAAUUUAUUUCUGGUUUAACAUUUGGCUUACACUUUUUAUCUUUUUUAAAUAAAUGUGUAAAUUUUGGUGACUAAAAAAACAUGUCCCUUGCAAAGGGGAAUAAUGGUAACAAGAUAUUAAACUUGCUAGUAAGAAUUAUUAAUUUGGCUGUCUUCAAAUGUUGACAUAGUCAUUUUUAACUUUGGCUGUUAAGUCUGCAGAACUUUACAUUUAUCUUUUCAUCUUUUUAUAUAUUGAUUUGACUUUAUUUGUAAUAUUAUUUUGUUUCCCCAAACCAAGGAUGACAGCAGACUGUGUUUGAACUGGGGACUAUCUUUGUAUCAGUUUUAAAAAAAUACCAACAACCAGACCAUCUACAUUUCUGUAUUCUAUGUUGUUGAUACAUGAUAUUUUAUAUGUAAUAAUGCCUGAUAGUACUGAUUUCUAUGUAUUUUAUAAACUUUUUUGAAUGAAUAAUUUUUUAAUGAUGGUACAAAAUGAAUCUCAGCAGUAUUUUGUUUUUAUAACAAAUGUUAUUGACCAAAAAAAUUACUAUUUGCCCCGUAGUGUUCAUGUAAGUACUCCAUCAGGAUAUUAACAAUUUAAGUUUCGGAUGUUUUUUUGUAAUCCUUACUUUUAUUUACCGCCUUGUAUGACUUAUUUUCAUUGAAAAAUGAUUUAUACAAGAUCUUCCUGCUCAGUCUACAAUAAAAAAAAAGUACAUAAAUUUCGUUGACAACAAAUGCUAUUUAUUUUUGCAGCUGUAUUUGUUGUUUAGUUUUAAAUCAAAUUUUGUUGCUUUUUAAUGUGAAUGAAGGGUGUGAAUUGGUAUCUGUGUAAAUCUGUAUUUCUAAUGAUGUGCCAUUUUAAAAUUGCUAAUAUUUUUUAUUUGUGUCAAAUCAUUUCAUGGUUUAUCAAAUAAAAUGUCAUUAGAAGGCUGAGGAUGAUGCCGAGCAAGGUUUGAACUCGGGACUAUCAUGGUGAAGUCCAAAGUACAUACCAAAUGGCUAUGAAUGUCUUUUUUUUUUUUGUCAACACAAUCACGUCUUGAAUAUUCUUUACAAAUAGGCAGAUCCGAUGUGGGCCACCUCUGAGUUUGUGUGAUAACACAAACUCUCUUUGUAAUCUUUUUUUUUUGUCAAUGUGUUUUCAAACAAUAUGUAGUUGGACUGAUGAUAUGGAAAUGUAUGAAUAUAUUCUGUACAAAGGAUGUCUAAUUGUGAUGGAAAUUGUAUAUAUGAUUACUGAAUUUGAAUGUUAGUCUACUGGAGAAGCCUAGAUACAUCUUGCCACAAAAAUAAACUCUUUACAUUCAAA